GUCUCGCCUUUACCUGUCUGCCUCGCAUAUCAAACCGUUCGCGGCUGCCCGUCAAGGGAGCUACAAGGUCGCACGGAUCACGGCCAAUCCGACACGAGAGAAAAAUCAAGCAGUAGUCUGCAGUAGCAUAUUCACGGCUACUGCGGUCACCCGUUCGACCAAGCUAGUCAUAACAACGGGGUCCCAUCGUUUGAUUAUCAAGAAAAACGGGCCCAGUGGACUGAAUGGUUAA
Acaulospora colombiana is the source of this 232-nucleotide messenger RNA. NCBI's taxonomy places the organism in Eukaryota, Fungi, Glomeromycota, Glomeromycetes, Diversisporales, Acaulosporaceae. The record is from the annotation of a GenBank genome assembly.